Verticillium nonalfalfae is the source of this 552-nucleotide messenger RNA. RefSeq lists its product as uncharacterized. Gene Ontology annotation, biological process: protein transport. The record is from RefSeq and is a predicted model, not a curated record. Gene Ontology annotation, cellular component: lysosomal membrane. Gene Ontology annotation, molecular function: GTPase activity; GTP binding. Lineage: Eukaryota; Fungi; Ascomycota; Sordariomycetes; Glomerellales; Plectosphaerellaceae. The coding region runs from base 1 to 552 and encodes 183 amino acids. The transcript has 4 exons.
AUGGCAGGCUUGUUCCGAAGGAUGUAUGAUUGGUUGCUCAGGACGUUUUGGGCAACGGAAAUGGAUGUGACCAUGAUCGGACUGCAAGCAGCAGGCAAGACGUCUCUGCUGCGUGUCCUUGCUGGCGGCGAAUUCACGAUCGACUCGAUCCCGACGGUCGGAUUCAAUAUGAAGCGUGUGCAACGGGGACACGUCACGCUCAAAUGCUGGGAUAUUGGUGGACAACCCCGUUUUCGGACCAUGUGGGAGAGGUACUGCCGAGGAGUGAACGCCAUCGUUUUCAUCGUCGACAUUGCCGAUGUAGAUCUGCUUCAGCAGGCCCGGGACGAACUCCAUGCGCUCAUGGAGCAGAACUCCUUGAAAGGCAUCCCCCUCCUCGUACUGGGCAACAAAUCUGAUCUGCCGAAUAAGCUGUCCGUUGAUGAGCUCAUCGAUGCUUUGGACCUCAAGACGAUCGGUCACCGCGAAGUCUGCUGUUACGGCAUCAGCGCCAAGGAGGAGACAAACUUGGAUGCUGUCAUUCAAUGGCUCAUGAAGUGGGCCAACAGGUGA